Molecule: messenger RNA, 2653 nt
Organism: Perca flavescens (yellow perch)
Lineage: Eukaryota; Metazoa; Chordata; Actinopteri; Perciformes; Percidae
Gene: sfrp5
Product: secreted frizzled-related protein 5
Exons: 3
Coding region: 451-1416 (321 amino acids)
Biological process (GO): canonical Wnt signaling pathway; non-canonical Wnt signaling pathway
Molecular function (GO): Wnt-protein binding
Source: RefSeq, a predicted model, not a curated record
UACUCCUCAUUACAGCUGCAGUCUAAUAGACAGAGAGCAGGGGAGGGCUGGAGACACUUCUAAGACAGGGAGAGGGAAGGAGAGUGAGACAUUAUUAACAGGGAAAGUUAGUUAAGCAGUCCUACUUGUGCGCUCACUCUUCUUUGACUGCUGCCUCCCCACUCCACUACCUGAGGCGCGCACACACACACACACACACACACACACACACACACACACACACACACACACACAGGAGUUGUUUCAGGGAGGCUUAGAGGGCCGACUCUCCAGGGAAGAAGGGAAUUAAACACUUCAUUUUCAAUCCACGGCGUCCAUACUCAGGACAAAAAAAGGGAUUACAGCUUGUACGCCUGCCCCACUUGUUCCUCUCUUCUCUCUGCAUUUUGUCUUAACUUUGGAGACUUUGGAUACAACAUUCUUGAAUUGUUGGUUUGGGCUCAGAGAGGCAUGGCACACGGACAAAAGAGCCCCAGGUGGGCAUUAACCCAGGGCUCCUUCAGCUUGGCACUGGGCCUGUCGCUCUUCUCUCUCUUCCUCCUCCUCCUCACCGUCUCAGCUGCAGAUGAGUACGACUACUACAGCUGGCAGUCGGACAACUUCCACAAUGGUCGCUUCUACACCAAGCAGCCCCAGUGUGUGGACAUACCAGCUGACCUGCGCCUGUGCCACAAUGUGGGCUACAAGAAGAUGAGGCUUCCCAACCUCCUGGACCAUGAGACCAUGCCAGAGGUCAAGCAGCAGGCGGGCAGCUGGGUACCCCUCCUGGCCAAACGCUGCCAUGCUGAUACCCAGGUCUUCCUGUGCUCGCUGUUUGCACCGGUGUGCCUGGACAGGCCCAUCUAUCCCUGCCGCUCGCUGUGUGAAGCUGUGAGGGACAGCUGUGCUCCGGUGAUGGAGACCUACGGCUUCCCCUGGCCAGAGAUGCUGACCUGUGAUAAGUUUCCCAUUGAUAACGACCUCUGCAUCCCCAUGCAGUUCACUGGGAACCACGCAACCCAGCCACCAGUGUCGAAGGUGUGCCCUCCAUGUGACAAUGAGCUGAAAGCAGACAACAUAAUGGAGCAUUACUGUGCCAGUGACUUUGCCCUCAAGAUGAAGAUCAAAGAGGUGAAGAAAGAGAAGGGUGACCGGAAGCUGAUAGCAGCACAAAAGAAGAAGAAAGUGUUGAAGCAGGGUGUGCUAAGGAAGAAGGACCUGAAGAAACUGACCCUGUACAUCAAGAAUGGUGCAAAUUGCCCGUGCUCCCAGCUGGACAGCCUGGGCUCCAACUUCCUCAUCAUGGGCCGUAAAGUGGACCAGCAACUGCUGCUCAUGUCCAUUCACAAGUGGGACAAGAAGAGCAAGGAGCUCAAGUUCGCCAUCAAGUACAUGAAGUCCCAUCAGUGUCCCACCUAUCACACUGUCUUCCAGUGACGCGUCUCGCUGCACUGUUGGCACAAUCCACGAUCGCUUCCCACAUUCCACCUUGUUUCACAUAGAUCCUAAUUCUGCGUCCCCGAACCCCAGGUCCCUCCAAAAUCCAGCCCGCUACAUAGCCCUACAAAGGGUCUCAGGGCAGUCAAGCUUUUAUUUUCUCAGCUUUAACAUGAAUCAGGUCGUCAAGGGGGUCGUCCUGAUCUGCUUAGAUGAAUCAGACAUGUUAAUGUUGGAGGGGAAAAGCUGCACACAGCUCCCUCUGAAUAAUAAAACCCCCAAAGAAACCACAGAUUUUUUUUUUUUAAUUUAGGUGAUAUCAUUUUAUUUUAAGUAAAACAGACAUUUUGAUUGAUCACCUGCAAACUUAAUAGAAUUUUCCUUGUAAUUCUACUUUCCUCUUCUGACAUAGUAGAACAAAUCACUUGUAUGAUAUCUUUAUCAAGACAGUGGCAUUCAGAAAUGGGAAUGUAAAGAUGUGAGGCAACUAUUGGGAGGGAGAACAUGUUUGAUAAUGUAAUGAUUAUAGACGGACCGAAUGGAAAGGGAGCUGAGUGGGAACGCAGGGUUUGUUUCAGUGUAAAAAAAAAAAAUGGAGAGAAAUGAUACGCUACAGUAAAUGUGGGCUGUGUAAUGGGACAAUGCAUACACUGGCACAGAGCUCCCAGGAACAAUAUCAAAGCAAAGACAUGUAGAUGAUCCACUUAACUGUAUGGUUUAAUAAUGUAAAAAGUAGGCAAUCCUAAUAAAUACUAAAUGAUUAGAAAAUUGGGCUUUUUGCGUUUAUCCCUGAUGGGAAAGAAGACAGAUGGGACGAGACAGCCUGGAUGAUGCUUCCACUGACUUUGUACAGCAACAUUUUUUGUGGCCUGAAAGAGGGAAACUUGAAUAUUUUUUGCUUUUUCAAUUGGAGAGAGAAGGAAGUUAAGGCAGAGAAGACCUCAGAUCUUUCUGAAAACAAGUGGAGAAUAAAAGAGAGAGAAAGAGAGAGAAAGAGACUCUGGACAGAACCAACAAUGUUGGGUUGAUAAGUCUCUGGUACUGUUUUUCACUAUCACUAUUCAAAUGUUUAUUUGUUUUGUACUUCAAUUUUUGAGUUUGCUUCUGUUAAACCUCUUUUGUAUGAAAGCAGGAACCAUACAUUCAGACAUAGCACCUGAAUUCACUGUUGCAGUAGCAGUAAAAGAUGAAAAUUUAACUUUGACAACAUUUUCUAAUCAGUUAACAUGUAAGUAGU